CCCAGGGCCCGCCACCAGCGCAGGGUUCGGUCCCAAUUAUGCUGCCAUCACAACCCGUCCCUGCUGCCCAUUGUAACCGUGCUGUCCCAACCCAAUUCAACCCAACCCAACCCAGUGGGCCAUGGAGACUCAGUCAUUGAGUCCAUUCAAAUUUCUGGAUGUGAAGGAAAUUAUGGGAUGUAGGGAUGUUGAGGGAAAUGGAGCUGAGGUGGAAGAUAAGCCAUGAUCUUGAAAGGUUUAAGUUUAAAUUUUAAACUUAAUCCUUUGACUUCACUAUUUGGAAUUGUUGGAGUAAAAGUGAAGGUACUGCCAUAGUGUUGCCAAGGAGGGUGUUCCAGGAUUUAAACUCUUUAAUAAUGAAGGACUGGCAAUAUGUAUCCUUGUCAGGCAUUACAUUAGGAUGGCAUGUGUGUCAACUCAUCUGCAUUAAUGCAGUUAAUUAAUUGACAACUAAGAACUACAGAACAGAUCCCUUGAAGAUGUCCUGUGGUAAAUCUGUAAUUCCAUAUGGCUUCAAGACUGUUGUGGAAACACUAGGGAAAACUGUUCUGUUGAAACAGCCUACAGAUAUACACCAAUUUGCCUCUGUCUAUUUCCAGGAAUUACUGGAGUUUAGAGCUGAUAAUCCAACUCUUGAUUUAAAAGAACUGGUGAGCUUAUUCUAUGUAAAAAAGGUAGUGAUAACUGAAGAUCCAGAGAAGAGAACAGUAUCUGAGCCUGAAGAGCUUGCUGGUGAGAAUGACCAAAAUGUAACUCUGCCAUGCAACAUGUUUGUACCCAUUGACCAGAAAGCUUGCUUCCCUAUUAAGAGCCCCUCAUCAGAACUUGCUCCUGUUAUGCAUGAGGACUUAAUGCCGAAAGGAUCACUUCCUGAUCCAAGCAUUAAUAAAUCUAACACAGAGUUCAAAAGGGAAAUUGAUGAAGAGGCAGCUGAGGAUAAACCUUGUUUUGUGUAUCUUUACACAAGUUCUACGGACCGGGAUGAAUCUGCUUUUGCUUAUAUUUGUCCAGAUGCUGCUUCAGUCAAGCAAGAAGAUAUAGGGAACAUUGAGUGUGAACCAGCUCACAUUGAAGUUGCAACACCGCAAAUGACAGAAAAAGGUGCCCACGCUAACUGCAAGCUUGUGUCUAAUGAAUUCAACAGCAUUCCAAUUUUGACUCGAAUACAACAAACCCAAGUUUACAAUAGCACAAACAGGAAAGCAUCUGUUCACAAGAGUCGAAAGACUACUCGUAAGUCAGCAUCUUUUCCAGAGACUCCUUCAGUUAAUCGUGCAUUUUCAUCAGACAUGGCAGUGAUCCAGAAACCCAUCCAUCAGAUUCAUAAAGCAGUUCCAAUUCACUCUGAGGCAGUUUCAACCUAUACUGAGAACUUUCCAGUCCUGCCCACUGACUUGUCAGUGCUGGAUAAUUACAAACAAUAUUUAAUUUCUCUUGAGAGAGAUUCGUAUCCAAUAGAAGUAGCAACAGCCAAUAAGGAAUUUGGACAGAAGAACUCACUGGCACAAAUUGUGGAUGCCACACCAGGUGACCAUAAAAAGCAUCUUGAGAAGUGUAAUUCUCGUGAAUGUUCCUUGGUUCUAGAAACUAGAAGAAUAAAAAGGGAAAUGUUAGGAAAGUCGUGUGAAAAUUUUCAGAACACUAAGAAAACAGAUGUGAAUGAGACACAUACAAAUAAGAUGGAAUAUGUAAAAGAAACUGGAGUUUAUGAAACUGUAAAUGGAAUGCAAGAUAUGGAAUCUAUAUCAACGCCUUCCCAAAGUGAUAGAUGUUCGGAAAAUGAUUUUUCUCCUCCAGCAGCUUACUGCAGUUGCAACCAGGCAUCAAAAUUAUUGGAUGUACAAAUGUUACAUUCGGAAACCCAGCAGGAAUCCCUUAACAUCAUGACUGAAGUUUUUCACAAAUUAUUUAUCCGGCUUGGUGAUCUGGAGUUUCGAGUGCAAGAUCUGAUAAGUCGCCUUGAAGACCUAACUAUUACUGUAAAUGAAAUACAUUCAGCCAUGAACAUCACAACAACAGGUGACUCAUUUCAUUAUAAGACUUCUGAUCAACAUGAGAAUUAUUUUCAAAAUUAAUUAUGAAACAUAGUUCCAUGGUCAUAUCAAUGUUAAUCCACUUGAGUUGAAGAUCAGGAUAUUAAAAAAGUUCAAUUUUCUGCAAUAAAAAUGGCUUUCUAAUUGAAUAAUGCUUUAUUAUAUUAUCCACUUUCCCUGAAGUUUAGACUUGGUAGUAUUUAAUUCAGCAGAUUGGACCUAGUCCAGAAGAAUCCUACUAAAAUAUAAAAAGAUACUUAGUGGAAUUGACAACAUGAAUGUUUCUUGCUAAGGAAAUGAAGGACCUGAGGGUCAUAGUCUCAGGAUAAAGGUGGAGCACAUAAGACCAAGUCGCGGAGGAAUUACUUCUUGGAUUAUGAAAGUGGAGUUGAGGCCAAGAUCAGAUUGGCCAUGAGCUUUCUUCAUGAGCAGGCUCCUGCUCCCAUUUCUUAUAUUAAUUGAUUCUAAAGAGAUUGGAGUCCUAAAGGGAUAAUGGGAGAGGUGAGACUGCAUUCAGUACUAAAUACUUUACUAGAUGAAUAAAUGUAUAAAUAAUCUUGAACUCUUGAUCUCCCAAUCUAUCUCGUCGUAGCCCUUGCACUUUAUUUAUCUACAGCACUGCACUUUCUCUGUAACUGUAACACUAUAUUCUGCAUUCUGUUUUCUUUCUUUACUACCUCGAUGUGGUUAUGUACGUCCUGAUCUGCCUGGAUGACAUGCAAACCAAAAGCUUUUCGCUGCAUCUUGGUACCUGUGACAAUAGUAAACAUUUUGCAGGGAUUCCUGUAAUCUAUCCCCUUCACAGGCUCUCCCCACCCACCUCCCAUUCUCGGUAGGCUUCUUCAGGUGGGGAACCACCACUGCAAAGUGGAGUGUGGAGGGGAGAGAGAUAAAUGCAGAGGUAAUGGUUCUACUGAUGACUAAUCAGUUUAAUCAGUUCAUUUGAAUUUUUAAAAAAAUUUAAAAAUAUUAAAAAUUUUAAUUCCUGUGCAUUAGGAAAGUGAAAUUGUGACAUGCAAUGAAGGUAAGAUAUCUUUAUUAGUCACAUGUAUAUCGAAACACACAGUGAAAUACAUCUUUUGCGUAGAGUGUUCUGGGGGCAGCCCGCAAGUGUCGCCACGCUUCCGGCGCCAACAUAGCACGCCCACAACUUCCUAACUCGUACGUCUUUGGAAUGUGGGAGGAAACUGGAGCACCCGGAGGAAACCCACGCAGACACGGGGAGAAUGUACAAACUCCUUGCAGACAGAGGCUGGAAUUGAACCCGGGUCACUGGCGCUGUAAUAGCGUUACUGAUAACUAUUAUAAACUGUACCCCUCAAAUCCAGUUAUUAAGCUGAUAAACUAAUAUCCAGAAACUGGGAUGGUUUGGGAAUUUUAAAUUCAAGUAAUUAAAAAUAGAGAAUCUUUAAAAAAUCUGUUAUCUGAAAUGGUGACUAUAAUCAUGCCCAGACUGUCAGGGAAGGAUGGAUGUUAUCCUUAGCUAGUCUGGUAUUUAACUCCUGACACCC
Molecule: messenger RNA, 3544 nt
Organism: Pristis pectinata (smalltooth sawfish)
Lineage: Eukaryota; Metazoa; Chordata; Chondrichthyes; Rhinopristiformes; Pristidae
Product: calcium-binding tyrosine phosphorylation-regulated protein-like
Exons: 7
Coding region: 480-2075 (531 amino acids)
Biological process (GO): sperm capacitation
Cellular component (GO): cytoplasm; sperm fibrous sheath
Molecular function (GO): calcium ion binding
Source: RefSeq, a predicted model, not a curated record